Messenger RNA from Teleopsis dalmanni, 900 nucleotides. RefSeq lists its product as uncharacterized. Gene Ontology annotation, cellular component: chitin-based extracellular matrix. Gene Ontology annotation, molecular function: structural constituent of chitin-based larval cuticle. The record is from RefSeq and is a predicted model, not a curated record. NCBI's taxonomy places the organism in Eukaryota, Metazoa, Arthropoda, Insecta, Diptera, Diopsidae. The coding region runs from base 1 to 900 and encodes 299 amino acids. The transcript is spliced from 5 exons.
AUGAAAUUCGUCAUUGUAUUCGCUGCUCUCUUGGCCGUAGCUUUGGCUCGUCCUGAUGCUGAAAUUACUCGCCUCGAUUCUGAUGUUCAACCUGAAGGAUUCAAAUUCGGCGUUUCUACUAGUGACGGAUUCACUCAUGAUGCUGAAGGUCAACUCUUGAACAUUGGCAGUGAUCACGAAGAAAUCUCAGUUAAAGGCUCAUACAGCUUCGUUGGUGAUGAUGGCCAAACCUACACUGUUAACUAUAUUGCUGAUGCCAAUGGUUUCCAACCACAAGGUGCUCAUUUACCAGUUGCUCCAGAAACGAAUAACAUAAAUCAACAAAAUGAAAUUCAUCAUCGUCUUAGCCGCUCUCUUCACUGUCGCUUUGGCGCGUCCAGCUAUGAGACCAGCGAUGGUACAUCACACAGCGAAGAUGGUACAUUGAAGGAUGCUGGCACUGACCAUGAAGCUAUUGUUGUACACGGUACAUUCUCUUGGGUUGAUAAGGAUGGCCAAAAAUAUACUGUCAAUUACGUAGCUGAUGAAAAUGGUUUCCAACCAGAAGAGCAUCCAUUAAGUAGUGAACUUUCAAAGGAACAACACAAAUCCAACAAAAUGAAAUUCGUCAUUGUUUUAGCCGCUCUCUUCGCUGUAGCGUUGGCUCGUCCCAACGAUGUUGAAAUCUUGAAGUUGGAAUCUGAUGUGCAACCAGAAUCCUACAACUAUGUUCUUGAGACCAGUGAUGGUACAUCAAAGGUUGAAGAUGGUAAAUUGAAGGAUGUUGGCACUGAUCACGAAGCUAUUGUUGUUCAUGGAUCAUACUCCUGGGUAGCUAAGGAUGGCCAAAAAUACACAGUCACCUAUGUUGCUGAUGAAAACGGUUUCCAACCAUCCGGUGCUCAUUUACCAGUUGCUUAA